Messenger RNA from Girardinichthys multiradiatus, 1441 nucleotides. RefSeq lists its product as uncharacterized. Lineage: Eukaryota; Metazoa; Chordata; Actinopteri; Cyprinodontiformes; Goodeidae. Gene Ontology annotation, biological process: D-serine catabolic process. The transcript is spliced from 10 exons. The coding region runs from base 146 to 1258 and encodes 370 amino acids. Gene Ontology annotation, molecular function: D-serine ammonia-lyase activity. The record is from RefSeq and is a predicted model, not a curated record.
ACAUAACGCAAGGAAUUAAACAGAAACGUUUACCCGUCAAGAAAUCACAUUUCGGUAGGGGAUCUUGGCCCCUAAAGGACACCGUAGAUGAGAGAUCCAAUACUCGUGAUACUGUUCUGAUUGUCUGCUUCUAAAAGGCACCAGUAUGGAGGGAGAGCCUGUUUCCGCCCUGUUUACCCCCGCUUUGGUGGUGGAUGUGGACAAAGUGAAGAGAAACGCGCAGAGGAUGAGGGAGCGCUGCCACAAACUGGGAGUCCAACUCCGACCGCACAUGAAGACCCACAAAACCCUUGAGUGUGCUGACAUCAUGACAGGUGGAUCACGACAAUGCAUAGUGGUUUCCACCUUGGCAGAGGCCAGUUUCUAUGCUGAUCAUGGCUUUGAUGACAUCCUCUAUGCGUACUGUCUUCCUUUAGACAAGGUAGAGCGCUGUGCAGCCCUGUCUGAGAGACUGGAUCUUUUCCAAGUCCUGCUUGAUCAUCCCGAUGCUCUGGAGCAGCUCAGAAAGAGGCCCCUGAAAGGCAGCCGGCAGUGGCACGUGUGGCUAAAACUUGACUGUGGCAACGGGAGAGCUGGCGUCCUGCACUCAGAGCCCGGGUCGCUCCAACUGGCCCAAGCUAUCGCUGAGGCAGAUGGCGUGGAGCUAACAGGAGUGUACGCCCACUGUGGGAACACCUACAAUUGCAGAGGAGUGGGGCAAAUACAGACCGUCGCCCAGGAAACCACCAACCUUACACUGCAGUUCAUGGACAAAUUGAAGGCUUUUGGCAUCAGCUGCAAGUCCAGCAUCGGCUCUACCCCUUCCUGUAGUCACCCUGUCCAGGACAUGGGAAAGCUGAGCGAAGUGCAUCCUGGAAACUACGUCUUCUAUGAUGUCCAGCAGUCUAUGAUUGGCUCGUGCAGUCUAGACGACGUGGCUGUGAAGGUUUUAACGAGAGUUAUAGGACACUGUCCACACAGGAACCAGCUCCUGGUCGACUGUGGAUGGGCUGGAAUCAGUUUGGAUGGAGGUGGAAAACUUCCCACUGGAUACGCUGUGAUCGAAGGGCAUCCGAACCUCAAGUUGUUGUCUAUGACUCAAGAGCAUGGGAGAGUGGAGCCCACAUCAGGUCCAUUGGACUACAGCAAAUACCCCAUUGGCUCUCUGCUCACAUUGAUCCCCUACCAUUCAUGUGCAACAGCCAUGAUGCACCCUGUGUACUAUGUGCACUCUGAGGGUCGCCUGCUGGGAAAGUGGACACCCACCCGCGGGUGGUGAACAUCUGUCCUAUAGCAUCAUUCCUUAUUAUGUAGACAUAAUCUAAACAAAAAGACUUGUGAACUAACAUAGUGUACAGACGUGGCAGCCCUGUUCACUGCAUGCUGCCUCGAAAAGGGCAAUAGAAAUGAACGGCUGAAGACAAAAAGAGUCUCAUUUCUAAAUAAAUGAGUUAUAAAUAAA